Molecule: messenger RNA, 3054 nt
Organism: Penicillium verhagenii
Lineage: Eukaryota; Fungi; Ascomycota; Eurotiomycetes; Eurotiales; Aspergillaceae
Product: tetratricopeptide repeat protein
Exons: 3
Coding region: 1-3054 (1017 amino acids)
Molecular function (GO): protein binding; ADP binding
Source: RefSeq, a predicted model, not a curated record
AUGAGGCGCUCAAUCAUCUACCGCCACGUCACUGUCACACUUAUUCUUCUGAUUCCCGGCGUUGCGACUGCGAGACCCGAUGACUGGGUCUUCUCUUCGUCACUGUGGUUGUCAAGCGUGCUCCCGGAAAACCUGAAGAGCGGACGUGUCCUAGCCUUCGACUACUCUAUAUCUCUGAAUGAGAGUGAAUCUCCCGUCCAUAAUUUUCUGGUGCAGGGCGAUGCACUAGUUAAUGCAUUAUUGAAUUUCCGAUCCCGCCUUCCGGGCGAUACAAGACCGCUGUUCGGAAUCUGCCACAGUCUUGGCGGUCUUAUCCUGAAGCAGGCUCUCUGCAUCGCUCAUGAGCAACCAUAUCGCUAUGGAUCCAUCCUCAGUUCAGUCGCAGGGAUUAUAUUUUUGGGUACACCUCAUAGAGGCAUCACAGAUGCAGAUACUCUGACAAGAUGGUCAACCAUUUUUGCGAGCACCACUAACACCAAGAAGCCUAUACACCCACCUGAACAUCGAGUCGCGUCGGAAACGGCUAUGUUGACCCAGCUGGCUGAUCGUUUUGAAGAAAUCCAUAUUCAAGCACCGGUUCUUAGUGUUGCCGAAAACAAAAAGACAAAAGUCAAUAAGGGCAUCUUGAAAAGCAAGAGUUUACUAGUAAGUGAUGAUCACCAUCCACAGGUUAGGUUUCUCAUCUCUUCUCAGUUGACCGAUACACCACUGUGCACCACGAACUCUCCCAUCGAGACAAUUAAAGAUUUUCCUCUCGAACAUGCAGCCCUUUACCGGUUAGAGACUGCUGACGAGCCUAGCCGAAAUACGUUUGAGAAAUUUGUACAAGCAGCAUUGAAGGACGCCGAGUGUGUUGUCUUAGCCAGAUUGGAAGCAUGUAAGGCCCCAGGUGCCCAAAUAAAGCAAACAGGACAACAGGACGACAGACUAAUUUUCUGGAUAGUGGAUUUCAAGCAUGCCACCACUAGCACCUAUUCACCAGUCCAGAGUGAAUCAAAUUCAAUAUCAGGUAAGCACCCCAUGCAGAACGAAAAACAAAAUGUAUUCCUUCUCAUCCAGAGUUCAAUAGAGCCGCAAGGGUCACAAAAUAUUCCCGACUCUACUGGUCGAGCAGCAGCUGGAUCUAGUGAUCAAGGAUUCGAGAUGAUACCGCAAAUACAGGACGAUGUUUCUAGGAAAACGGCAGUCAACCUGCCUUGUGUUAUACUGGAGACCAACGAUCCAAGCAGAGUUUUCUUUGGGCAACAGCAGAUCCUGGACACGAUCCAAAAAGCCUUGAUACCCAAGGCCCAAAGUAAAGCAUCUCACUUUGAAUUGCGACAGUUCGCUCUUUGUGGACUCGGGGGAAUGGGCAAAACAGAACUGGCAGCCGAAUUUGCCUUGAGAAAUACUGAAAACUUCGACGCAAUUUUCUGGGUUCGCGCCGAUGAACCCGCGAAAAUGGAUCAGUGUUUCGUAGACAUUUCGGUCAAAUUAGGUCUUGAAACGGCAGAUGAAGCUACGAAUCAAAUUAUUUCACGAUCUCUGGUCAAAGGGUGGCUGGCAAAUCCUGUCAAGGUGAAUACUACAAUCGCUGAAGACAUCAGUUCUACAGCUUCGGGUGGUAAUGAUGCAUCUUGGCUUCUCAUUUUUGACAACGCCGAUGACCCUAAGAUACUCGGAGAUUACUGGCCUGAGGGUCCGGGGAGUGUUCUAAUAACCAGCCGCGACCCAUUAGCAAAGCGACUCUUCUCUUCAAACUCUUCUGGUCUAGACUUGGCGCCAUUGAGCGACAUCGACGGCGCGGCGCUCCUACUGAAGCUUACCGAGUCCGACGAGAGCGCAGAGGAGGAUGCGGAGAACCUUGCACGAGACAUCUCCAGUGAGCUUGCCGGACUGCCUCUAGCUAUCGCCCAAAUGGCUGGAAUCAUUCGCCGGCAGGAUCUUAGCCUAAGCGAGUUCCAGUCCAUCUACGAAGAAGACAAACAUCGGAUAGAUCUAUAUCACACAAAAUAUAACACCAGCACAAAGGCUUACCAGCAUAGCAUUGCUACCGUCUGGGCAUUUGAGAAACUCUCAAUGGAGGCGAAAGGACUCCUCAAAGUUAUGUCUUUGCUGGAUCCAGAUGUCAUACAAGAGAGCAUUGUAUUUGAUGCCGCUGUCUUAAUGUUUGCUCCAUCGUCCUUUAACAGACCCAAAUUCAAUGAAGCUCGCGCCGAGUUGUCACAGUCGUCACUAAUAAGGAGAGACAAGAAAAAGACCGAACUAUCAGACCAUCACAUCUCAGUUCACCGCUUGGUCCAAGACGCAAUAAAAUCCAGUAUGAGCAAUGAAGAGACUGUCUCAAUCUUCGAAAUCCUAGUCAACUUGUUAUGGCAAAAUUGGCCCCCGGCAAUGCCGGCACCGACAAAGCCAUCAUCUCUAUUACAACAUAAAGUGGCCGACACGCGAUACUCAAUGUCUCGGUACCCAUUGUGUGUAGCCCUGUAUCCCCAUGUUCUGCGAUUGAAGCAGAUGUGGUCGCUAGGGUCCGGUUGCAGUGAUAGCACCAAAAUUCGAUUUGCCGCACUGUUGACUGAUGCAGCCUGGUAUCAAUUCGAAAAAGGCAGAUUGUGUGAGUUCGACGGCUUCUUCAACCUCUCACAAAGACUAUGUGAGUCCCUUCCGGGCGACGAUAGUGAAAGUGUCCUCGCCAGCAUCCACUGUUCCCUUGGCCUAAUAUAUACCGACACAAACCGACACCAGCUAGCAAAGAUACACAAGGAAGCUUUUCUGGCGAUGCAGCAGUCUCUUUGCAACAGUAUCGGUAGUGAUUUUGUGGACAUGCGCCUUGGGACCGCUUAUACUGAGAUGGGACUCGCCCUUACUCAGGCUGGGCAACUAGACGAGGCCAUCGACUCUUUCAAGCAGGAAAUGAAAAUCCGAAAGAAACUCGGCGUUACACAUCUCCAAUCCCGGGAUGCCAAUUAUGCGAUGGCGCUAAUGCUCCGAGGAGACAUAGAAGUCGCAGAAAUAGUGCUGUUGGAUUGUGUGAAACUCUGGGAGUCUAGAGGCAGCCCUGUGACACUAAGGUGA